Messenger RNA from Odobenus rosmarus divergens (Pacific walrus), 1653 nucleotides. RefSeq names its product sialic acid-binding Ig-like lectin 5-like. Gene Ontology annotation, cellular component: plasma membrane. The transcript has 9 exons. Lineage: Eukaryota; Metazoa; Chordata; Mammalia; Carnivora; Odobenidae. Gene Ontology annotation, biological process: cell adhesion. The record is from RefSeq and is a predicted model, not a curated record. Gene Ontology annotation, molecular function: sialic acid binding. The coding region runs from base 1 to 1653 and encodes 550 amino acids.
AUGUUGUUACCACUGCUGUCCAUGCUGUGGGCUGGAUCCCUGCAGGAGGAUCUAGGGUUCGAGCUCCGAGUGCAGGAAUCGGUGACGGUGCAGGAGGGUCUGUGUGUCCACGUGCCCUGCUCCUUCUCCUACCCCUGGGUGGGCGGGAGCAACUCUACACCCGCUUACGGCUCCUGGUACCGGAUAAAGAAUCCCAAAGUGGAAGUUCUCAUGGCCACGAACAACCCAGCCAGAGAAGCAAAGAGGAAAAACAAAUUUCCAUUCCACCUUCCCGGAGACCCUGGGGCUGGCAACUGCUCUCUGAGCAUCACGGACGCCCAGAGGGGACACGGUGGAAACUAUUAUUUUCACCUGGACAGAGGUCCCAUGAGACACGCUUACAAGAGUAACAGGCUCACUGUGCAUGUGAGAGCACUGACACAGACCCCGGAUAUCCGGGUCAAGGAGCCCCUGGAGUCUGGCUGCCCCAGCCACCUGACAUGCUCUGUGCCAGGGGCCUGUGAUGGGGCGAUGCCCCUCACCAUCUCCUGGACAGGGGCUGCCCUCAGAGCCCCGGGAUUGGACUUGGAGGCCUCCAACUCCUCGGAGAUCCUGCUCACACCCCGCCCUCAGGACCACGGAACCAACCUCACCUGUCGGGUGACCUUCCCCAGGGUUGGCAUGAGCACCCAAAGCACCAUUACGCUCAACGUCUCCUAUGCCCCACAGAACCUGAGCAUUGGCAUCUCUCGAGGAAAUUGCACAGAACUGAAAUACCCGGGGAAUGGCUGGUCUCUUCCAGUCCUUGAAGGGGAGUCUCUGCUCCUGGUCUGUGCUGCUGACAGCAAUCCUCCCGCCACACUGAGCUGGGCCCAGGGGAGCCGGACUCUGGGCCCCUCCCAGCCCUGGGAGCCAGGGGUCCUGGAGCUGCCCCGAGUGGAGCUGGGCCACGGAAGCAAAUUCACCUGCCAAGCUCAGAACCCGCUGGGCUCCCAGCACGUCUCCCUGCAUCUCUCUGUGGUCUGUGCCCCGCGGCUGCUCAGCCCCUCCUGCUCCUGGGAGGGCGAGGGGCUGCACUGCAGCUGUUCCUCCCGAGCCCAGCCGGCCCCCACCCUGCGCUGGCGGCUGGGGGAGGGGCUGCUGGAGGGGAACCACAGCAACGCCUCCUGGACCAUCACCUCCAGCUCUGCGGGGCCCUGGGCCAACAGCUCCCUGAGCCUCAGCGGGCCGCUGGGCUCCGGCCUCAGACUCAGCUGCGAGGCCCGGAACGCCCACGGGUCCCAGAGCGCCGCCCUCCUGCUGCUGCCAGGGAAGCCUGAGCUUGGAUUCGUUCUGGGGACUGUCGGGGGCGCUGGUGUCACUGGCCUGCUCAGUCUCUGUCCCUGCCUCAUCUUUUUCAUGGUGAAGAUCUGCAGGAAGCAGGCACCGGAGCCUGCAGCUGGUGGGAAGGAUGCCGCCUGCACGGUGGGUCCCCUCUCCCAGGGUUACCAGCCUGAGUAUCCGUCAGGUAUCCCCCUAGCCUGCCUGCCCCCAGCCGUGGCCGCUCCCACCGUGGAGGAGGACCAGGAGCUCCAUUACGCCUCCCUCACCUUCCAUGGGUUGAGGCCCUGGAUGCCUCAGGACCCUGAGGGCCUCAGCACCACCAAGUAUUCAGAGAUCAAGAUCUGCAAGUGA